CUCCCUUUCUCUUCCAAAAUUUCCCUCUGCAAACCUUAACCCCCAAAAUUCCUCUUGCUCGAGCCUCGCUGUGUCUCUCUCGCUCACUCUCGCCGUUGAAUGUCGCUCGCCCUCGCUCGCUCACUCACACUCAGUCGCUCUCGCCCUCGCUUGCUCACUCUCAGUCGCGCUUGCCCUCGCUACCUGACUGCCUCUCGAUCGCUCUUGCUCACUCACUGCCCUCGCUCGAUCGCUGCUACCUGCUGCUCCAUUUGCAAAUUCGUGGUCUUUGAUGACUGGUUCGUUUCUUCCUCAACGAGAGCGCCUCUCUCGGAAUUCUUGAGAACUGGUCGAUCUCGUUUUGCUCCUUGCAAUUCGAAGCGCUGUGCCGUGAUUCGGAACCGGAAGGAGAAGAAUCCGCAGUUGCUCCCUUUCUCUUCUUCCGCAAACAUGGAUCCAACCACUUCUUGGGAUUCCCUUCGCAAACAGGCAGCUACCGCUACAGCAGAGGCUGAUUUGCCUCCAACACAUCCCAUCCGAUUGGGAUUGGCCUUGAAUUUCUCAGUCUUUUAUUAUGAGAUUAUGAAUUCACCAGGGCUUGUCAUCUUGCAAAGCAAGCUUUUGAUGAGGCCAUUUCAGAGUUGGAUACUCUGAAUGAGGUAAUUAUUAUCAUCACUAUUGAACUUCACU
Messenger RNA from Diospyros lotus (date-plum), 669 nucleotides. RefSeq lists its product as uncharacterized. The record is from RefSeq and is a predicted model, not a curated record. NCBI's taxonomy places the organism in Eukaryota, Viridiplantae, Streptophyta, Magnoliopsida, Ericales, Ebenaceae. Gene Ontology annotation, biological process: signal transduction. Gene Ontology annotation, cellular component: cytoplasm. Bases 100 to 633 code for a protein of 177 amino acids. The transcript has 4 exons.